This is a messenger RNA of Daucus carota subsp. sativus, 1095 nucleotides long. RefSeq names its product putative F-box protein At1g33530. The transcript has a single exon. The coding region runs from base 1 to 1095 and encodes 364 amino acids. The record is from RefSeq and is a predicted model, not a curated record. NCBI's taxonomy places the organism in Eukaryota, Viridiplantae, Streptophyta, Magnoliopsida, Apiales, Apiaceae. Gene Ontology annotation, molecular function: protein binding.
AUGGCAUCCAUUAAUCAACUAGCAGAAGACUUGAUCUUCGAAAUUCUCUCAUGGCUUCCUGUACUUUCACUCCUCCGAUGCACAUCAGUAUGCAAAUCAUGGAAAUCAAUCAUCUCAAACCCUUAUUUCAUCCAAGCCCACCUUGCCAUUUCUCAGAAAAAACAACACCCCUUUUCAACACUCAGGGUUGUGUCCAAAAGUGAUGAAUCGCAAGAUCUCUUUAUGGACACUCUUGGCGAAAAUUCAGUUAAGCUCAGUCUCCCAAGGUAUAUAUCUGAUGUGCCGCAGCUGUUUUUUCGUUCUUGUAAUGGUCUUGUUAUUCUUAGUGAUAUACAUGUUGUUGUGUUAUACAUUUGGAAUCCGUUGACUAGGUCUUUUAAGUUGCUUCCCAAGCCCCGGGUAGUUAAGCCCCGGAGAAAAUCACGUUUAUAUAGGCUUGAGUUUGUGGUUAAUUUUGGGUUUGGGUUUGAUUCUGUGAGCAAUGAUUAUAAGAUUCUUAGGGUUGUGCUUGUUAAAAUUAACCUUGGGGUGGAAAAAAGAUUUCAACUAGUGGCGGAGUUGUACUCCUUUAAUACAGAUUCUUGGACAGUGAUUAUGGUUCCUGAAGAAAUGCGAGGUUUUAGGCAAGAUCCGCUCUCAGAAUGUGUUUGUGUUGGUAGUAGGGUACUGUGUUUUCAAGGUACGAAUGGGAUUCUGUUGUUUAAUUUGCAUAAUGAGGUGUUUGGAACGUGUCAGUACCCUAAAACAGGUGUAAGAAUGUCAGAUGCUUUGGAUUUUGAAGGCUCUAUUGGUUUCAUCUUGAAAUCUAGUGAGAAUGAAUCAAUCAUCCUUAGUUUAUGGACAUUGGCUAAUGUUGGUGGCAAUAUCAUUUGGACUAAGAAGUUUAAUAUUGAGCCCCAUAUGAAAAUAGAUCAUGUACUAUUUUAUUUGGGUGAUGGCCAGUUUCUUGCAAAAGAUGAUGGUGCUGGAUACAUCGUUUAUCAUGACAGGAAGAAAGGAACGCCCCCUCUCUCUUGUGUCUUCAGAGAAUUUACUUAUGUUGCUCAGAUCAGCGGGAGCCUGGUCUCACUUGAAGGGUUUGAGCAACAAGAUUAA